CCGCCGCCGCCGCCGCAGUCCGCUCCCGAUCCCUGUCCUCCUCCGAUCCAAUCUCGCCCGCACGCCGCGCCCCCCGCAUGCCGCCGCCGCCGUCCGCGCCCGCCCUCGCAAUCGCCAACCCCCGCGCCCCGCCCUUCCCCUCGCCGCCUCGCGCCGCCGCAGCGCUCGCCCUCACAUCCGCUCGCCAAUCGCUUCCUCAGCUCCUCGCUCUCGCCCAGCGGACGCCGCUCGUCGCCAUCCUCGCCGCGUCCGACUCCGGCCUCCCCGACGAGUGCGGAUCACCGGCUUUCUGCUGCUGCACCGUCGACACAUUGUGCCCUCGCGCCGCCGGGCGGAACGACAGGCGCGGAGGCUUCUCCUCCCUGCGGCAGCAACACUGGUCGCGUUCCACCAACAACGACAACAGCCGCAUCCAUUCCCCGGUUGCAGCAUUUGGACUUCUCCGCAAGCAAGUUCGGCUCCGUGCAGGCCUUGAGGUAAUCACUUGCAAUCUUCGUUCAUUCCAUUCGACCAAUCCGCAAUUUAUAAUCCAAUUCACAUCGAUCGACAUAGGAUUGAAUGACCAUGUGAAUAGUUUUCCCUUUCCGAUCUCUCGUGGUGUCGUGAAUAAAAAUAUAUUUUAUGAAAAUUGCUGGCUCUGGCUGGAAUCCCAAUAGUUGCUUCACUUUGCAGCCGCUUCUGUGGCUCUCUUCUUUUCUAAGUGUGCUUUUGUUCCAUUGUCACAUUUGGGUGGAAUUUGGUACAGAUUGUCACAUUUGGGUGGAAUUUGGUCCAGAUUACCGAGGUUACUUCCUUACGGUCCUUUACCAUUGUGUAAACAACAGACUAUUUCUUCAUCAACUGACAGCUAAUACAUGUUCUUCACUAUUUUAGAUAUCCCUUUUCCUGCCCCUGUAAUAGGAGCAUGAUGAUCAUUCUUCAUAUGGAUAGAGGACCUAUAUACACUAAAAUUGGGUCAGAUUGUUCUAUUUCCUUGAACAAAAUGAACAGAUGUCGUGAUUGGAAAAAUCAGUGCUAGGAACUGAAUGGCAGCUAAUUUGGCCAACUGAUGGUUGUGCCAUGGUGCUCCCAUUUGCAGCAAUCCGUCGUGUGUUUUGUCCUGCCCAAAAAGUUGUGGGGACAUUUCCAUCUUCAUGUUGCUGAGAGAGACAUACUUCGUAACACCGUCAAGAUAGAUACUUGGCAAGAAGCUUUUGGUGGUGCACAUGCAAGAUAUUGACAAUACUUUGCAUCAUACCUGAAGCUCUUGCAUCAUGGAUUCAUGGUGAACAGCGUGAGAUGGGGGGAUACUUUUUAAUGAUCUUAAUGACUAUGAUCAGAAAGCUCUCCUUCUGUUUGCUGCAGGUCUGAUUGUCUCCUUCUCACACAGUGCAGCUUCCCUGUUAUGAUGCAGUGGCAGCUCGGUAGCAGCACAGAGCUCACAUGGCGUUUAUAAAAACUGAGGUUUGCUUCCACAACAUUUAAUACUGGAUGCAAUUUGGAUAAGUGAUUCACUCUUCCCAAAUUCCCAUGUGUUCAUUCCCUUUGGCCAGGAGCAAUCAUGCAUGAAGUUGCAAUGAUAUGAAUAAAAUAUUUUUAGGUGCUAUUUGUACUCCUCCAUGGUGUAUCUGAGCAGCUAUUUUUCAAUUUAGGUCACAUUGUUCCUGGUCCAAUUGAUGGUUGUAAGGCUAGACAAUAAGGCUUUCGUUGUCUAAGAGAGCAGUUCCUAGCUUCAGAAUUCAGCGUGCUUUUUUCUUCCAGUAUGGCUUUUUGCACAGUAUGACUUCCAGUCAUGUGCUGUUUUGUCUUGCUAGGGGUUGUAUAUCUUAUAGACGCUAUUGAGAUGGAGUUGCUUAAGCUGCACUCUCGAAAGGAUGUAUACUGUAUUACUGUUUAUUAUACAUUUGGUUGUUAUGAUUUAUGGAUACACGAGAUUUGAUUAAAUAUUUCCAGAUUGAGAUAAAACUGUGCAAGUUGGGGCAUGCCAUGUUGAAAAUAUUGAUAGUUUUAGUUUAUCAUGGUGAAAUCCUAACUGUUCUCCACAAUGUUAUGUCGAUAUUGGAUUACAUAUUUAUCAAAUGACUUAAGCAAGCUUGGAACAUUGUAUUCUAUAUAAAUAGUAGUAUUAGGAGUAUGAAUUUUUUAACUCCCGUAGCAACGUACGGGCAUACACCUAGUCAGGAAAAAAACUAAGAAAAAGAAAGAAAGAUGCACAAGAGAAAGGCCCACAAAGCUCCCUUGCUCAAACUUUGGGCCCAUAGGCCCCCAGUUUGGCCCAUGCAAGGACCAAUUGCGUCUCUCUCUCUCUCUCUCUCGAACUGGGCGGCUCUGCUGGAACCGGAGUGUCAGACUGGAAUUCCGUCAGACUGGGGCGUUGAACUGAACAGCAGGAGCCGCCGCCGGAAAAAUCCGCCGCGCCGGCGAAUGGCCUCCGACUCCUCCCCGCCGGCGGAGGAGGCGUCGGCGCAGGCUCCUGGAGAUAAGCUGGCGGUGUUCUGGCACGAGGGCAUGCUGGCCCACGACGCCGGCCGCGGCGUCUUCGACUCGGGUCGCGACCCGGGCUUCCUGGACGUGCUCGACCAGCACCCGGAGAACGCCGACCGCGUCCGCAACAUGGUCUCCAUCCUCCGCCGCGGGCCCGUCGCGCCCUUCCUCUCCUGGCACUCCGGCCUCCCCGCCCACGCCUCCGAGCUCCUCUCCUUCCACUCCCCAGAAUACAUAGAGGAGCUCGUGCAGUUGAACGCCACCGGAGCCAAGAAGCUCUGCGAGGGCACGUUCCUGAACCCCGGCUCCUGGGGCGCUGCGCUUCUGGCGGCCGGAACCACGCUCUCCGCGGCGAAGCACAUACUUGACGGGCGCGGGAACCUGGCCUACGCGCUGGUCCGCCCCCCUGGCCAUCACGCGCAGCCCGGCCGUGCAGACGGCUACUGCUUUCUGAACAAUGCCGGGCUUGCCGUGCACCUGGCUCUGGAUAGCGGGCGCCCAAAGGUUGCGGUCGUUGAUAUUGAUGUGCACUAUGGGAAUGGUACAGCGGAGGGAUUCUACCGCACGGACAACGUUCUGACGAUUUCGCUGCACAUGAGGCAUGGGUCAUGGGGUCCAUCGCAUCCGCAGAGUGGCUCCGUCGAUGAGAUUGGUGAAGGCAAGGGGCUUGGGUACAAUCUCAAUAUACCUUUGCCGAAUGGAAGCGGAGAUGCUGGGUAUGAAUAUGCGAUGAACGAGUUGGUUGUUCCAGCUAUUGAUAAGUUUCAGCCUCAAUUUUUGGUUUUUGUGGUUGGUCAAGAUUCUAGUGCGUUUGAUCCCAAUGGAAGGCAGUGCUUGACCAUGGAAGGCUAUAGGAAAAUUGGGCAAAUAAUGAGGGGCGUGGCUAAUCGGCAUAGCAAUGGGCAGAUAUUGAUUGUCCAGGAAGGGGGUUACCACAUCACUUACUCAGCAUAUUGUCUGCACGCAACACUGGAAGGUGUUCUGGAUCUGGAAGCCCCACUGUUGGAUGACCCGAUCGCUUACUAUCCAGAGGAUGAGAGAUAUACUAUGAAAAUCGUUGACAUGAUCAAGAAUUCCUGGAAAGAAUGCGUCCCUUUCCUGAAGGACAUCUAGCAAGCACGUUUUAGUCGCCCUCAAUUUCAAAUCAUUUACGCUCCAAGUUCAUUCUAUUGGACCUGGAAUGAUAUUGCACAUUUAUAGGCUUUCUAUUUAAGAACCCCUGAUUCCGAUGCAGUGUUGUACACCAUGGCCUGCAAAGUUCAGUAUUGUUUGCUGCUGCUGUUCAGUUUCAGAACAUCAGGAUCUCGCUAGCCUGUUCAUAGGCAGCCAAUCAUUUCCCAGGAAGCUCUUGUGGUGGCGGUAGAAGGCAUGCGGUGCUUGAGACUGACAGUGGGCCGUGCCGCCAUGGUACCAGUGGCCCAAUCUUGAUUGUGAUUGGCUAGUCCAAGUAAAAGGUACCGCUCCUGCUCGCUACCAGAAAUCCAGAAUCGGAAUGUGCUUUUCAAUCUGGCUGAGCUGAUGGUCCAAAUCGCCGCAUGCCAUGGCCAAUCGUAUCUGUUAUUCUGUUCCAAGGAAGAGCUGAACCUUGGUGUCAAAAGAACCGGAUCCUUUCUGGAAACGACGGGCAGGAAGGAACGGACCUCCUUAUUUGGCUGGUGGCCGACGUCUUUGCUCGCCGCAUCGCAUCAGGUUCCACCUGGACUGCAUAUGCUUCGCUUUCCCUUUUUACGUCGGUUAGGUUUUGCAGCAAUCAUAUGCCGGAGUCAAUCUCAGGUAGUCAGUCUAUCAUCAGUCCCAGUGUUUUCAGUGAUUUUUAUGUGGUGACCCUUAUUGGAUGUGGAGCAUAGCUGCUCUUCUUUUGGAGGAA
Molecule: messenger RNA, 4330 nt
Organism: Panicum virgatum (switchgrass)
Lineage: Eukaryota; Viridiplantae; Streptophyta; Magnoliopsida; Poales; Poaceae
Product: histone deacetylase 8-like
Exons: 7
Coding region: 2188-3576 (462 amino acids)
Source: RefSeq, a predicted model, not a curated record